Apus apus (common swift) is the source of this 5371-nucleotide messenger RNA. It is a transcript of the gene RASGRP1, whose product is annotated as RAS guanyl releasing protein 1. The coding region runs from base 1111 to 3003 and encodes 630 amino acids. Lineage: Eukaryota; Metazoa; Chordata; Aves; Apodiformes; Apodidae. Gene Ontology annotation, biological process: positive regulation of GTPase activity; Ras protein signal transduction. Gene Ontology annotation, molecular function: calcium ion binding; guanyl-nucleotide exchange factor activity. The transcript has 13 exons. The record is from RefSeq and is a predicted model, not a curated record. Gene Ontology annotation, cellular component: plasma membrane.
UUUAUCAGACUGGCAUAUAUUUUGCAAGCUUGAUUUUUGACUCUGUGGGUAGAUCUCUGUAAAGACAUUGAAAGUAAAGACAGUUUUAAAUUGAUUAGAUAGUUGAAAAACAUCCCAGUUCCACCAUGUUCCAUCCCAUACAUUGUUAUUUUAGGCGGUUAUGGAUGACUUGUCAGCCAUCUAACCUCAGACAUUCAGUUCAGAGACCUUUUAAAUAUUUGGGAACUUAGGCCUCACUAGUUGUAUAGUCAGCCUAAUUAAAGCACUUGAUAUGAGUGCUUAAACUGUGGAUGCUAUGUCCCCUCAGUUGCAGUAGAUCUAGGCUGCAUUUAAUUUCAAUCAUGUUGUGCAAGUAUCCAAAAGGUAUGUUCACCAAAUUAUGUUUUGUAGUACUGAAAAUAUAUGCAAUCUACAGGAGAAGAACGAAGGUAGGCAUAAUCAUUUUCCAAACGGAUUUUCCAUGUCUUCAAAGUACAUUGGCUACAAUAUCAAAGCAUGUUUUAUAGAGGUAGUAGACUGAAAACAUGGGUGUGUCUUUCCAGUCAUCACAGCAAGUCAAAUGAAAACUGUUGCUGAGUUAGAAAAUUGAGGUUAGCAAGGACAGACAUUUCACAUUUUUCUCUACCAUUGUAUGCAACUGGCUAUGUUUAAAAGAAAAUAGUAUUUUUUUAAAAAAAAAGCUUCAAUGAAUUGGGAUUAACUGAAAAGGAUUUCUUCAUAAAAGCAGCAAUUGAUAAAUUUGACAUUACUCUUUCAAAUUUUAGUGAGAUGUGCAAGUGCAUGAGUUUUAUUAGAAAUUGUGAGGAAUAUUACAAAGAAACACAGGUAAGAAGCAGAAUCGUUUGACUACUUAAUACUGCUCAGUAUUUGGGCAGCUAUUUCAGUAUUACUUAUAGUAGUAAUGUUUACUUGCUAAUGAUCUUGGAAUAUACUUUGUAUAUAGUUGUGUAAAAACCUCAUCAGAUAAUAUAUGCCUUCACUAGAAUGAUUCCUAUUGUUUACAGUUAGUUAGUAUCAAACAUGUUACAUUUCCUAUCAUUUGUGAAUGUAUGUGGUUUUCCUUAAUGGUUUUCUAUCUAUCUUAAUGCUUUGGAAAAAAAAUCUUCCACAAUGUGUGUAAAGAUAUGCUAUUUUGUGAGGUACUGGAUUACAGAGUUCUGGGUUAUGUUCAAAAUGGACUCUAAACUGUCCACCACUAUGGAAGAAUUUCAAGAACUGGUUAAAGCUAGUGGUGAGGAGUUACACUGUCAUCUCAUUGACACAACUCAAAUAAAUUCUAGGGAUUGGCCUAGAAAGCUGACACAGCGUGUAAAGGCCAACACUAGUAAGAAACGGAAAGUCUCGCUUCUUUUUGAUCACCUUGAGCCAGAGGAGCUGUCAGACCACCUUACCUAUCUUGAAUUCAAGUCUUUCAGGAGGAUAUCAUUCUCAGAUUAUCAAAACUACAUUGUGAAUAGUUGUGUGAAGGAGAAUCCAACAAUGGAAAGAUCAAUUGCUCUUUGCAACGGAAUCUCUCAAUGGGUGCAGCUAAUGGUUCUCAGCAGACCAACUCCACAGCUUCGGGCUGAAGUGUUCAUCAAGUUCAUUCAUGUUGCACAGGUGUUUAAUGAAAUGACAGAACUGCUUUCAUCUUACAGAAAUUAUGAUAGUUACCGACGUGCCUAUAACGAGUGCAGUAACUUUAAGAUCCCUAUCCUUGGUGUCCACCUGAAAGACUUGAUAUCACUUUAUGAGGGCAUGCCAAACUACUUAGAGGACAAAAAAAUUAACAUAUACAAAUUAUACUCUCUGUAUAACCACAUAAAUGAGCUGAUACAACUCCAGGAAAUGCCACUUCCCCUGGAGGCUAAUAUGGACCUUGUUCAUUUGCUUACACUGUCCCUUGAUCUUUACUACACAGAAGAUGAAAUUUAUGAGCUUUCAUACGCACGAGAGCCGCGAAGUCACCGAGCUGCUCCUUUGACACCUUCCAGACCACCGGUAGUUGCAGACUGGGCCUCAGGAGUAGCUCCAAAACCUGAUCCAAAAACCAUCAGCAAACAUGUUCAGAGGAUGGUAGAUUCUGUCUUCAAAAAUUAUGACCAUGAUCAGGAUGGAUACAUUUCCCAGGAAGAAUUUGAAAAGAUAGCUGCCAGUUUUCCAUUCUCAUUUUGUGUAAUGGCUAAGGACUGGGAAGGUCUGAUUAGCAGGGAUGAAAUAACAGCUUACUUUAUGAGGGCUAGCUCAAUCUAUUCCAAAUUAGGACUUGGCUUUGCUCACAACUUCCAAGAGACCACUUACUUAAGGCCUACUUUUUGUGACAACUGUGCUGGAUUUAUGUGGGGAGUCAUUAAACAAGGAUACAGAUGCAAAGACUGUGGAAUGAACUGUCACAAGCAAUGCAAAGACCUGGUUGUGAUAGAGUGCAAGAGAGGACCCAAAACUUCAGCUGCAGACAGCAGCCCAACAUCUGCUUUUGCUUCAAGCCUCUGCCCAGUAGGAGUCAAAGAGCAAUUCCAUGGACAAGAAGGAUCAUUCACAUUUCCUAAUGGAGAAGCAGUGGAACACAAUGAAGACAGCAAAGACCGAACCAUUAUGCUCAUGGGUUCCUCAGCUCAGAAAAUCUCAGUGAGACUGAAACCAGCUGUGGUUCAUAAAGGUACACAGACUGAUCCUGUACUGCUGGCUCGUGAUGUAUCUGGUAGGCAGACAAAGAAAGAACACAGGAUGCCAGAAAAUCUGUGUCUCCAGGCAGCUCCACCAUCUCCAUGUCCAAGCCCAGUUAUAGGCCGCAAAAAGGCAUAUGUUAAAUGGGAGAACAAGGACUCUGGCCAGAAAAUUACAGAGGAGCAUCACAGCUGUAAACCCUCAUACCAGGAACUUGAGCAGGAACGAAAUAUUCUAAAGGCAGACAAUGAAGGUUUAAAGAUCCAACUGGAACAUGCACAUAAAACAAUUGAAUCUCUCACAAUCCAGGGAAGAAACCAUGUAGUCGACAAUCUUCAACACAGAGACUGCUCCUAGCAGACAAGAGAGGAAUUCUCCUAUGGAAGAAUCUAAGAUUGAAUAAGGGGUUGUGAUAAAGCUGCUUUACCAAAUGAACUAGAGAGAAAGUCUGAAGAGUGUUAAACAGACAUGUUCUCUUUACUCAACACAUUUCCAUAUUAAACAUUCACUCCCAAAUGUAAAAAUCAAUUCCUUUGACUUUAUAAAAGCAUUUUAGCAUUAUCUGUGCAAUGAAAAUAGUAUCUUCUGAGCUUGCUUUUAAAAGGAGUGACAUUGCUGCUGAAGUUUCUGUUCAUGAUGAAGACCAUGUGGAUUCCCCAGUGACUUGGCUGCCAGCAGCACACCGUACUUUACAAGUGGUCUGACAAAGCAGCUGUUCAUAAGACUGUGUCACCUCAGACUUGGUCCAAAUUAAGGUUUGUGAAAACAUGUUUGAUAAAGCUGAGUAUUUAAGUAAAACUGUAUAGAUACUCCAUUAAGAGAAACAGUUCCUUCUCAUGGUGGCUGAAGCCAAUUAGAAUUGUGACAUGGACAAUCAUCUUUAUUUCCAAAGUUUAACUAGACUAUUAAAAUAAGUAGUAGAGCUAAUGAUAUUUGAUUCGUAGACUAAGAUAAACUGACAAUUCUUUAAAACCUCUUUCAAGCUUUGUAAGUCUUUCUGAUCAAACACUUACCUUUGUUAAGGUAAAAUAGAUGAGAUGGUAGAGUUUACAUUGAAUACUGUUCCCAUUUUUUUGUGUUCCAUGCCACAGCUUGGAACACUUAGCCCUACCUAUUUGGCUUGAGGGAUAACUUGUCCACAGACAGUAGACGUGGGUGGGACAAGGCUGAUUAUUUUUGUCUCAUGUCAUAGUGGAUGCCAUUGUUAAGUAGAACUUCAAGAGCCGUAUCAUGACUGAAACUGUACAGUAAUCCCAGUGCAACAAAUACUGUAUUCCAGAGCUUCUAACAUCUUCUGGUUCUAACCAAGGUUCUUCCGGUUUCUCUCUCCUAGAUUUAACAUGCACUUUAGGUUAUGAGUCAAGAUGAGCGUUCUCUUAUGUGUGUAAGUUUUGUACAGUAAAAGGUGCUAGGGAGGUAACUUAAGUCUUCUUAAAGCUACCAAGUGUAUGUAUUUUUAAGAGACAACAGAACAGUCUUUCAAAAGUUACUGAUAAAACUACUUGUCAGAAUAGCCAAUUUUUAAAUUGCAUUUGUAUUUCUUGUACAGACAAGAAUCUGUACACUUGUAUAAAACUCACAUCAAACAGGGAUUUGAUGUUAAAACAUCAUAAACUUAUGCCUUUGAUAUAUUUAUGUACAAAGACUACUUAAUACUCCUCAAAACUCCUUCACUUACAAGUUCAUUUUAGAUUUAAAUUUAGUCAGCUUAUUUCAAUGGCAUGUGUACUUUGUGUUCAAAAUGGUAUAGAUGUACGUUCCAUCCACAAUUUACAGUCCUUACCUAGCAUACGAAUGCUUUAUUUAUGAAAAAAGUCCUUUUGAAACUACCUGCUAGUUUAGUAGUUCCAAAGUCUUGUUUUGAACUUGGAUUGUGCUUUCAUCUCCAUGUAUAAGUAAAUACAAAUAGAGGAAAAUAGUGGUAGUAGAUUUUCAGUUACCUUACUGUAAAUAAGUGAGACACAUAGGACAAAACGCAGCAGCUGUGAAGGUUGUGCAGCUUUUUUUUUUCCUCAUACACUAAACCUGAAUUAUUAACAAUUAACACGGAAUUGCACUUUGAUCAAUGAAGCGAUCAGAAUGGCUUUCGGGUCAUGUCUGCAAACUUGCUUUGCCCAUGUUCUGUAAGCUUCUUGAUUUUAUCCUCUAUUCAGGGAACUACAGCAAGGCAUAUUUCUAAUAGGCAAUUAGCAAAUGUCUGUUUCUGCAACACUUAAGCAAGAUGAAUACAUUUUCACAUAUUUUGAAAAUACCCCAAGAGAGCAGCUAAGACUCAUAAAUCUUGGGCAGCUAAGGUAACUGCUCGCUUGUGGUCUAAACUCUGGAUUCUAAUAGAACUUGUGUGUAUGCAUAUACUUUGUCUACACUGGGGGGGGUGGGCAUCAUGAACAAACUCAUAUUUAAAAAGAAAAUUCCCAAACAUCAGCAGCUGGCACAAAGGCUACUGUUACUAGGUUGAGUACUUCAUACUCAAAAUUGAGUUUUGACCAUAGAUUUGUACAGUUUGAAAUGCUAACUUAAUGUUUCUCUGUGCUGUCUUCUUCUUCCUACAAACAGUCUGAAUUACUUAAAAAGGAUCUGCUUGCAGGAAUGUCUUACAGAACAAGUAUGUGGUGCUUCAUCUAUGCUGAAAACUUCUUGCUAAGAAGCCAGUUGAUACCUGGAGAAUUUCAGAGCUCUCAAAGUACCUUCAGGUUCUCUGUAUGCCCAAACCCUACAGUUUUCU